Messenger RNA from Passer montanus (Eurasian tree sparrow), 2128 nucleotides. It is a transcript of the gene CCDC51, whose product is annotated as coiled-coil domain containing 51. The transcript is spliced from 5 exons. The record is from RefSeq and is a predicted model, not a curated record. The coding region runs from base 789 to 2048 and encodes 419 amino acids. NCBI's taxonomy places the organism in Eukaryota, Metazoa, Chordata, Aves, Passeriformes, Passeridae.
GGUGCGGGAGAAGCCGGCCGCGGGAUGCGGUGCCGCCCCGGCAGGGCCGGGCCGCGGAGCGCCGCUCGCCGCCGGCUCCGUGUGCGCGGCGCUUUGGGGUGUCGCUGCCGUCUGUCAGUGGCGGCCGGCGGAGGAAAGGCUGCUUGCGAGGGAGGCGACAGGGGAAGCAGGCUCGUAGCGCAGUUUAACACAGCGCUCUUGUGUCCUCUGAGCUCAGGCUGAGACCGCGGUCAUCGCAGUCUGGCUGUCUGCAUAGAAAUCCCUAAAUCUCAACUUUCCCCCUCUUUUUUUUUCUAUUCUCCAGUACCCUGAAUAUUAGGUUAAACUCUUCAGGUAGUAUUGCAGUACGAGAGGGGAGUUUUGCAGUCUGGAAGAGACAAAAUUGAGAUUAUAUUUACUGUGGCCUGCAGUGCAGAGUAGCUGUUCAGCACUGCUGCUGACAGGAGAUGUGUGAGUGAUGCCGGCAGGAGGGAGAGCUUCUUUCAUUUCCAUGUUCCUGUGGGUUUGAUCUUACAUGUUACACGUGUAAAACAACUGAAUUGUGAAGGCACAAACCACGUCGUGCAGUCACUGCUCUGCUGAAGCACUGAAUUUCUCUGAAGUUCUCCUGCUGCUCCUGGAUCUGCACAUGAUCGCUGUUCACGCCGUGGGCGAAUUAGUAAUCAAGAAGCAUGAAGCAUGGUGGGAGUACUUCCUAACAGAAAAUCAGGAAUCUGUGGCACAAUUGCACUUUGUUGAAAAUUGUGUAAAGUUCUCUAGCACUUUUAUUUAGUAAUUAAAUUCAAGACAUGGGGCCUAUGAAAUACAAAUCAAGCGUGUCCUCAGUGUCCUGUGGUCUGCAGUAUCACCAUUCAUUGAUGAAGUGGAGUCCAAAAGUGAAUUUACACAUGGUGAGGACUUACUGCCCAUCGGCGCCCAAGAGGCCCGAAGCCAAGUCUGCAGUGGAAAUGGCCAUGGGUCUCCUUCAUCGGAUCACAGAAUCAGGGACUCUUAUGGGCAAAAACUCCCUCCAAAAAGUGUCUGCAACGUGCAGGAAUUGGUGGGACAGAUACGAAGAAUUUGUUGGAAUCAAUGAAGUUCGAGAGGCUCAGGGAAAAGUGACAGAGGCAGAAAAUGUCUUUAUGAUAGCUCGAGGGAUAGUACGAGAGGCUCGUGAAAAUGUAGAAGCCCAACAGAUUAAACUGAAGGAGAUUCGGGAUCGCUUAGACAGGGUCUCUCGGGAUGACACCCAGUAUUUAGAACUGGCUACUCUGGAACACAGGUUGCUGCAGGAAGAGAAGAGGUAUCGAGCUGCAUAUUUAAAUGCAGAAGAAUCUGAGAGAGAAAAAUUCUCUCUCUUCUCUGCAGCUGUCAGGGAAAGCCACGAGAAGGAGCGCACAAGAGCUGAAAAAACAAAGAACUGGUCUAUUAUUGGCUCUGUGCUGGGAGCUGUUAUAGGUGUUCUUGGUUCCACCUAUGUCAAUCGAGUAAGGCUGCAAGAAUUGAAAGUCUUGGUGCUUGAAGCACAGAAGGGCCCAGCCAAUUUACAAGAAGCCAUCAAAGAACAGGCCUCCAGCCAUUACUUGCAGCAGAAAGAUCUCAGUGAUGUCAUAGAAGACCUAAAAAAUGUGCUGCAAACAACGGCAUCGAAGGGAGGGAAAGAAGGGGCUUUGUUAACUAGAGAAACCAGGAAUGACUCCAUAAAAAUAGAUUCUCUUUUAAUGCCUUUAAACGAGCAGCUAAAUUACAUUAAACAAGUCAGUUCAUGUCUAGGGAGUUUACAACAGCAGUUUAACAGUCUGCAGGAAAGUAUCACACAGGUGCUGUCUGAGCUGCAGAGUGUCAAACUCGCCAUCCAGUCCCGACCUACAGAAAGAGUGAUGCCAAGGCCUUCAGGGGAGGGCAAGGGCCAGGCUGCUGCUGUGAGAGAUGUGAUUUUGGAGCUGUGUGACACGGAGCGCAGACUGGAAACGCAAAUCAAGAGAAGUUCUAUUUACAGCACUGCACUGACGUGUGCUAUGUUUGCCAUUACUCUGCCUGUACUCUAUAUCAUCCUGAAAGGGAACUGAUCCCUAAUUAAUUGCCACAACUUACUAGAUUAAUAAAGGUAAACUUGCACUCUAAGUACUGGAGUACAAGUCCAAAUAAA